Molecule: messenger RNA, 2062 nt
Organism: Saimiri boliviensis boliviensis (Bolivian squirrel monkey)
Lineage: Eukaryota; Metazoa; Chordata; Mammalia; Primates; Cebidae
Gene: CCDC34
Product: coiled-coil domain containing 34
Source: RefSeq, a predicted model, not a curated record
AGACUUUAUUCAUCUAUCCCUAGUGCUUUACGCAGACCUUAGCAUACACUAGAGGCUUCAAAGAGGCCAAAAAUUCACAUGUAGAGACAAAUUAGGUCCCUUAAGAUGCCAGGCAAACGAAGUGCUACCAAAACACUCAAAGACUGCCCUAAAAGUGCGUUCUGGGGUACACCGGUAAACUUGGAUCAGGUUCGCUCCCCUCUCCUCAAAAUACAUCGGCUGUGCUGAAAGAAAUCAUGACAGAUGCUCAUAAUUCUGACCCUGUAAUUAUAUAGGGUGUAGUUUUGGCUUCUGCUUCUUUUUUCCCUUAUUCAGUGACAACGUAUUUUAUGUAGCCAGUGAACUACAGCACCUCGGCAAACAAGGGACAGGCGCUCAAAGUUGUCCGUAGGGAGCCAGGACCCCGCCCGCGGCGUGGGGAGGCACAGCGCUAAACGAGCUUGCAAACAACAGGCACCUUCCUGCCACCGCGGAGGGAGGCCAGGGCGGAGGAAGCCACGCUCUGCAGGCCGGAACAAAGCCCUCCCGGCCUCCACGCGUCGCCAUGGCAGCGGAGGGUCUGCGGCGGCCGGGAUUGGCCGGGCCGGCGCGCGCAGGGCCUGCUGGGAGAGCGCGUGCCCGCCGCGGCUCCGCCGGUUUGAACUUGGCGGGCCAGAUGCGGGCGGCUGGGAGCUGGGGGCCUGCUUCUCCCCCUUCCUACACGGGUUUCUCUGCUGACUGCAGACCCAGGUCUCGGCCCUCCUCGGGCUCCUUCGCCGUCCCCAUGACAGGCACCCGUGGGCAGGGGCUGGAGGUGGUGCGCUCGCCAUCGCUGCCGCCGAGCUGCAGCAAUUCCACCAGGUCGCUGUUGUCUCCCCUUGGCCACCAGAGCUUCCAAUUUGACGAGGACGACGGUGACGGGGAGAAUGAGGAAGACGUGAAUGAAGAUGCCCUUGAUUCAGAGGCCAACGUGGCGGGCCUGAGAGGAAUGGAGUUACAGGGGUGCGCCAGCACUGAGGUUGAAUCAGAAGAUAACCAAGAAGAACAGAAACAGGUGCACUUGCCAGAAAGCCGCCUGACACCAUGGGAGGUGUGGUUUAUUGGCAAAGAAAAAGAAGAACGUGACCGGCUGCAACAGAAAGCUCUAGAGGAAUUAAAUCAACAACUAGAAAAAAGAAAAGAAAUAGAAGAACGUGAAAAAAGAAAGAUAAUUGCUGAAGAAAAGCACAAGGAAUGGGUUCAGAAAAAGAAUGAGCAGAAAAGAAAAGAAAGAGAACAAAAAAUUAAUAAAGAAAUGGAAGAAAAAGCAGCAAAGGAACUGGAGAAAGAAUACUUGCAAGAAAAAGCAAAAGAAAAAUAUCAAGAAUGGUUAAAGAAGAAAAAUGCUGAAGAAUAUGAGAAGAAGAAGAAAGAAAAGGAAAAAGAGAAACAACAGCAAGCUGAAUUGCAGGAGAAAAAGGAAAUAGCAGAAAAAAAGUUUAAGGAAUGGUUGGAAAAUGCGAAACAUAAACCUCGCCCAGCUGCAAAGAGCUAUGGUUAUGCCAAUGGAAAACUUACAGGUUUUUACAGUGGAAAUUCCUAUCCAGAACCAGCCUUUUAUAAUCCAAUUCCAUGGAAACCAAUUCAUAUACCACCUCCCAAAGAAGCUAAGGAUCUAUCGGGAAGGAAGAGUAAAAGACCUGUGAUAAGUCAGCCACACAAAUCAUCAUCUCUGGUAAUUCAUAAAGCCAGAAGCAAUCUUUGCCUUGGAACUCUGUGCAGAAUACAAAGAUAGCAUACGUGGAAAAUAACAUGCUUUUAUCUGGAGCAAUUUAAUUUUAAAAUCAGAAAUUGUUUUUUACUGCUCAGUCAGUAAUUUAACAUUUAAUGUGAUUAUUGACAAAUAGCAAUUUUUGCAUUUGUAUAUGGAGUCCUUAAAGUUGAGGAAGAUAUUUUCUAGAUUUUGGUUUUCAUAAACUUUUCAAGGUCGAUCUUGGCAUGUUGUUUUGCAGAAUAAGUGGCUGAAUAUGUAAUAAUUGUGUUUGUAUUUAGCUUGUAUUAAAAAGACACUGUAAUACCAAUAAAACUAACAAUUUUUCCUGUA